Molecule: messenger RNA, 1824 nt
Organism: Ipomoea nil (Japanese morning glory)
Lineage: Eukaryota; Viridiplantae; Streptophyta; Magnoliopsida; Solanales; Convolvulaceae
Product: protein DETOXIFICATION 48-like
Exons: 2
Coding region: 178-1764 (528 amino acids)
Biological process (GO): xenobiotic detoxification by transmembrane export across the plasma membrane
Cellular component (GO): membrane
Molecular function (GO): antiporter activity; xenobiotic transmembrane transporter activity
Source: RefSeq, a predicted model, not a curated record
AUAUAUAUAUUACAACUCCAUUAUACUAUACAUACAGAAGAUAUAUAUAUAUAUAUAUACAUAUAUAUGUAUAUAUAGAUUAUAAAUGGAUAUUUGAAACCCAAUUCAAACCCCUCUUCUCCAUCCUCAUUUGUCUUUAUACCAAAAACCCCAUCUUUUAAAUCCCAGUAUAAAUCCAUGGGUUCUCUUUCUGAUGAUCAAGAACAACAGCUUCACAGAUGGCCAACCUACUCAGAGGCGAUUGAAGAAAUCAAAGCUAUAGGGAAGAUUUCGGGCCCGACGGCCAUAACAGGGCUGUUACUGUACUCUCGAGCCUUUAUCUCCAUGCUUUUUCUGGGAUACCUCGGAGAGCUCGAACUCGCCGGCGGCUCUCUCUCCAUCGGCUUCGCCAACAUCACCGGCUACUCCGUCAUCGCCGGCCUCGCCAUGGGAAUGGAGCCCAUUUGCGGCCAGGCUUACGGCGCCAAGCAAAUGAAGCUUCUGGGGAUAACUUUACAGAGAACCGUCCUCCUCCUCCUCUCCGCCUCCGUCCCCAUCUCCUUCAUGUGGCUAAACAUGAACAAAAUUCUCUUAUGGUGCGGCCAAGACGAGGAGAUUUCAUCAAUGGCGCAUACUUUCAUCGUCUUCGCUAUCCCGGAUUUGUUCUUCCUCUCUUUGCUUCAUCCUCUCAGGAUUUAUCUUAGGACGCAAGGGAUUACGUUGCCGCUGACGUAUUGCGCCGCCAUCUCUGUUCUUCUCCACGUGCCGCUGAAUUUUCUGUUGGUUAAGUAUUUUGAGCUGGGGAUCGCCGGCGUGGCGGUGGCGAUGGUGUGGACUGAUUUAAACUUGUUUCUGCUACUCUGCUCGUUUGUGUAUUUCUCCGGCGUGUAUAAGGAGUGUUUCGUCGGCGGCGUGAGCGUUGACUGCCUGAAAGGGUGGUCGUCGCUGCUGGCAUUGGCGGUUCCGACGUGUAUUUCCGUUUGUUUGGAGUGGUGGUGGUAUGAAUUGAUGAUAAUGAUGUGUGGGGUGUUGGGGAACCCCAAGGCCGCCAUUGCUUCCAUGGGGAUUCUUAUUCAGACAACCUCGUUGGUUUAUGUUUUCCCGUCCGCGUUGAGCCUCGGGGUGUCGACGCGGGUGGGGAACGAGCUCGGGGCGGGGCGCCCCGCGCGGGCGCGGAUUGCGACGGUGGUUUCUUUAAUCUGCGCGUUCGGGCUGGGGGUGGCGGCGAUGGUGUUCGCCGCCGUGAUGAGGCACAGAUGGGGGAGAUUCUUCACGGAAGACCCGGAGAUUCUCGAGCUGACCGCCGUGGCAUUGCCGAUCGCGGGGCUCUGCGAGCUCGGAAACUGCCCGCAGACCACCGGCUGCGGCGUUCUCCGCGGCAGCGCCCGGCCGACCACCGGCGCCAACAUAAACCUGGGAUCAUUCUACCUCGUCGGAAUGCCGGUCGCUAUUCUCCUCGGAUUUUUCCUCAAAAUGGGCUUCCCCGGCCUCUGGCUCGGCCUUCUCGCCGCCCAAGCCUCAUGCGCCAUUCUUAUGCUCUUCGUCCUUUACAGAACCGACUGGAAACUCCAAGCAGAAAGAGCAAAACACCUCACACAAUCUUCUUCUUCUUCUUCUUCUUCGCCACGCCCACAGGCCCAGAAGAAGACGAGAGACAAUCUGGAGGAGAUUUUGUGCAGGAAAGAUGAUGAUGAGGAUAAUGAUGAGUUGGAGAAAUCAUCUGAUGUUACACUUGAAACUAUCCCUCUCAUUUGUACCACCACUACACAAAUUAUUGUACACUAAUUAUUACAAUAACUCCAAUUUUUCAUUUCCUUGAAUCAAUUCAUCAUGUCUAUUCGAUCA